AUGAACCAGCAAUUAUCUCAGAAGAUUUUAAGUAGAGAAUCUGUGUUAAAAAAGUGGGGUUCCAAUUUGAAAAUCAAAAAAAUCUACUUAUUUAUGGUUUAUGAAGUAGAGGUAAUGAAUUAAAAAUGGUUUAAAAUAAAGCUUAAACGAUUCCAUAAAGAUUAGAAAAAAACACAAAUCAAAUUCACUUAAAAGCUUCUGAGAUAAUCGCUGGUUCAUGAUAAAACAAAUCACCCUGUAUACACCUAUUAUAACAUCGAGUACUUGAUGUUUUGUCUAAUUAAAAUAAGGUUUCGGUUCAUCGGGUUCUUUUUAUUCUGUAUGUGUAUGUGUUUUAAAUACAGACAUUGUCGACAAGAACCGGAUACAGGACGAAUCGUCUGGUGACCCCAGACAGCACAGCGGUUUUGGAUGGUUUAGCAAUCGGAUACGCGAUCAAAAACGGUACGGCGUAUAAACCGAUUUCCGUACUAUUAUCAGCUAUAAGGUGGUUAUAUUUACUGAACGAGAUUAGUAAACAGUCACCAGACAAAAUUUUCAAAGACAAAGUUUAA
This is a messenger RNA of Cinara cedri, 554 nucleotides long. The record is from the annotation of a GenBank genome assembly. Lineage: Eukaryota; Metazoa; Arthropoda; Insecta; Hemiptera; Aphididae.